GUGACUAAAUAUAAGCGCAAGAUAUAAAAUGUUAUUGAGUUGACCUUUAGUUCUCACUUUGGCGUCUAGCGGUCAGACCAAAGGCAUUACUUGUCCUGGAUCCCAUACUUUCAACCCCUGUAAGUUUUAUUUUAGUUCUGUGCUUGUUUGAGCUGUCAAUGUUUGUACAUUCAAGUAGAAAAUGUCUUCCAAGUUUCUCAGUUUUCAAUUCACCAUUUGUUAGAUAUGUGUGGAAUUUCUUGUUUCAGGAACAUAAUUAUUAAGCGUUAUAGCGAAAAUAAGAUUUAUUUAAAACCUUAACAACUUUUUGGAUGGAUAUACUUGCUAGAUGUCUGUUGGCUAUUAUCGUCCAUUCUUCUGUCCUCAUUAUUAAAGAUAGGUCUAUGGACCUGUAGUAAUCCUUGCAAUUCAUAAAGCUAUGGAGGUCGCCUUGAAUGUAUCAACAGAAGGGGCUAAUAUUGCUUGGCCUGGUAGAGAACUCAACUCGUUCACUACUUUGUGCGAGAAACAACUCCAGGCGUAAACUGUGAUCUUGGUUUUUGAACUUUCCUAGAAUGUCCUCCCAAAUGAACAGACCUACAUAAAGGGGAAAAGCGGACAUUAGUACCACUGUCAUACGGGAAGUCAAUAUUAGGUCACCCCGAAACCUACGGGAUUUGAAUCGACCACGGCAUCUCUGUGCUAAUGUGGUGUGGCAACUCGAACUGAUGUACGUACGUACGUACGAAGUCCUACGUUUUUACUGACUGACUGACCCCGAAACCUGUGGUAAGAUGACGGGAAUAGAUUGUGGCGUCACAGUCUGUCUCCAUAAGAUAAGCCAGAGAGCCCUUUUACGAUUUUGGUCCCUCGCUGUUGAACUCGUCCCGGCACAUCCGCUCUAUAUUUGAAUCAAGGGUCUACUGCUUUGAUCCCAUUUUCCGUAUGCGGCUCCACAAAAGUCGGGUAUAAUACCCCAUACAUUUCCUCGUCCAAGUACUGAAAUGACUUGAGAAUAAACCGUAAGCCCCUUAAACCUUUGACAGUAGCAGCCUUGCAGUUACUUGUCGUUCUGAGGUCGACUCCCGGAAUUUUUUAGUCCAUUACUUUAGGUAACAACGGCAAGACUAAUUUAUGGACGAGCCAACCAGAGGCGUUUUAGAGAUUUCAAGGUUACGGCGUCAACUUCAGUGCUUAAUGCUAACGUACUAUCGGUUCACAGGGAAUUUUGUACAAAACGUGAUAAUUGGGCGGUUAUAACAAAUAAAACGGCGGGACUAUAAUUUGUGGACGAAUCAAUCAGGUAUAAGAUAAUAGGUCUUGGAUUUUAAAGCGAAAGCCUUUCAUCCAUUUGGCUAAAUAGAUUUCUGGCAUUAUAGCUGGUGUCAGUUCGUGAUGAAAACUCCAUAUAUAAUUCCUAAGGCAAAUUACGACAAUUGUUGCGCACCAGUAACACUGGCUACAGCCAGGUACUACAAUAUAUACGGAUGUUUGGAGAGCGUGGACUCCUACAUAGACUUGGUUAUGUGCAUCGUGUCGUUAUCCAAAAGUAGCAUUUUAUGCACUGAACAACUGAAGUGCACAUAAACAAUAUUGAAGCUAUGUAGUCGAGGCUGAAAGAGUCUUUAAGACUUUAUCAUGGCUCCAGAGGCCGACUAUUCUGUAGCCGUAUGAAUGAUUUCCUCUACUGCAUAAAUUAUGAUUUUAGAACCUCUGAAACUCUUUCUAACCUUGACAAGUUUUGAACCAUGUAUAAGAAGUGUUUCCACUUUAUUUCCUUGGUUUUGUAUAACAUAUUUUUACUCUAUACUGACUGUUUGCUGAUUGGCUAAUAUUUCUCAAGGUCGCUUGAGAUUCAUUCAAAGGUCGUCCAUAAAUUAGAGUCUCGCCUUAACUUUUAAUGACCAUCUACCCGUCCAUGCACCAGUUAAUUUGGGUUAUCCGGCAAUAUUGUUCUCUCUGACAGUGUGUAUGGGUUUCCAAAUCUUCAUGUCAUCUGCAAAGGGUAUAAUAGGUGACUGCUACAUUUAGUAAGUUAUUUACAUAAAUUUAAAAGGAGGACCGAGGAUUGCACCUUGAGGAACUCCGCUUUUUGCAGAUUUUCACGUUGAUAAAGCCCGAUUUUCAGUUGCCUAUUGUCCUCUAUCAUUGGAAAAGUCAUUUAUCCAAUCUGUGUUUUCAUAAUGGCCCCUAAACUUUCCAGUUUUAAUUUAAGGCCCAGAUGAGAGACUUUGUCAAAGGCUUUACUUAGAUCUGUGAAAAUUACAUCUACAAGAAUAUUUUUAUCUUUCGCUGUAGCCCAAUCUUUUCUUGCAAUGAGCAAAUUUGUCAAGUGUGAUAGGUUUUUGUUAAAACCAUAUUGUUCCUUGAAUAAAAGAUUAUGCCCUAUCACAUAGUUUAAAACAGCCAUCAGAGUAAUUUUUUCAAUUAGUUUGACAACUACACUAGUUAGACUAACCGAUCGAUAGUCACUAACCAAGUCCCUGCUCCUCGCUUUAUAACCCUAACUGAUUAUUAUGUGUUCUAAGUCUCUUGGCAGCCUGAACUGCCUCAACGACAUAUCAGACAGUAUGGCCAGAGGUUCAGGCAUUACAUCUGGCAGGGCCUUCAUCAUCAGGAACACUGGGCUUAUCUGGUUUGAGAUGAAAUCGUAAGACAGCUUUCUCAAUAGCUACGAGAUCCAUCGACGGGUUGGCAUUAUCAGGAUUAAUUAUCGGUCUUUCACAAUCACCGGCAAAAAAACACUACUAAAAUAUUCUGAUGAUGCUUUAGCUUUCGCAACAUCACUUUUUGCCAUUACCAAUGGGUUUUCUUCUGGCGAAUGUUGUGGGGUCCCAUCACUUCUCUAGGUUCACCCUUUUAUAUACGAGAAUAACCUAUUCGGACUAUUUUUUUCACAAUUUUUAGCCAAUUGUUUUCCAUAUGAAUGUUUAGCCUUUCUUAGUGCUUUUCAAACGUUUCUAGUUUUACAGUGAAUGAAUAUGUACUGUUCAGAGUCUGUAGAGAUAUGCAUACUCCAAUGCCUUUCCUACGUCUAAGAAAGUUCUUGACCUGUUUGGUUAUCCAUGAUAGACACUUUGGGUCUACAUGUUACUGAGCAUGAUACAAACAGGGCGUAACUAAACUAGGCUUUUAGGAAUUCUAGAUCCCCCAGAACUCACGUGGCAAAUGUCUCACUUUUGUAAUUUUAUUUUGGAAAUUUGAAUUUCGCGCCAAAAGCGCCCAUUAUCACAUUCAUAUCGUAUUUCCUACUUGGAAGGACCUUAAACGUAAUUGGUUCGUUGUCUCUUUUAAUAUGUUAUUUCGUAACGUUUCCCGACGACAUUUAUAUAUUGUAUAUAUAUACGCUUGAGUUGUGCUUUUUUGUUCGUGCUUCUGGCUGCUUGUGGAAUACAUUUUUCUCCUGAACCUGAACUUCUCUCUUUAGUUAACGGGGCUGGGACACAUCAGAAUAGUUAGCUUAUCUCAUCAUUGUGUCACUGAGUUUUCAUUUCGUUCCCAGAUUAUGUGAACUCGUAAUCUCUUCAAACAUAGUGUAAGUGUACCUUUAAAUAUAGACCAUGCCUCUUCAAUUUAUAAGCUAGUAUUUACUGACCAGUCCGUUGUUGCAGCGCACUUCUAAAUUGCUGAUAUGUUUGCUCUCCACUUAUUUGGGCGAGGUUUGACCUGAUCGUAUAUUAUGUUAAGCUUUAAAGAAGAAUGACAAAAAAGUGUGAUUGCUAUUUGCUAUCGGCGGGAGAAUAUUUAGAUAGGCAGUAUCCUCGGUUGCAUGAGUGAUUACUAAGUUUAAGUAAGAAGAUCCUUGGUUUGGACCAACACGUGUGGGUUCGGGUACACGCUGUACUAAAAAUGCUCCAUUACUGUUAUCAGGAGCCCACCAUCGAAAGCGUUUACAGAUCCUACGGUGGCCACCUCGGUCCAACUAAUAUCAGGUGCAUUAAAAUCUACUAUCGCGCGUCUGUUACUUUUACUUUAUAGCUGGACGUGUUUCAAACUAGUCAUUAGCUGAACAGAUUGGGCUACGAUUGAUGACACUUAGUAUAAGUAUACAACAUUCAAAGUGAGGCCACAGCUAAUGACUUCACAAGAUCGACUAUCUUGAGAUUCACAAAGGAACGAAUGUUUACGUUAUUAGCUAUGCAUAUAAAGACCCUACCCCCCUCAUGGACUGGUACCAUAUCAUAUAUGUCUACACCCAGUCUUCCUUUAACCCAUUAUUUGAACAGGUAGCUGCUCGAGAAAUGUGACUAUAGUUGGACUUCGGUAUAGCUUUUACAAAACCAGGACAUUUGACCUACUUACGUACAUAUGUGCAGCUAACCCCAUGACCACUAAUCGUCAACCUAAUGACUUUGUCUCGUCGCGAUCCCGAAAGGCAGCUUGAAUUUUGUAAGAUCAACCUACUUGAGAUGAGAUGUUUAAGUAGUCAUAAAAUGACAAAACUGCGCAUCAGUAAGCUAUAUACCAUUAUGAGAUUGGGGCGGGAUUAACAUGCUCAUAUUUAUUCCGUUACACCUCUCGCUUUUCACUUGAUAUCCCGUUGUUUGCAACCUUUCUGCACGUAUGCCUGCUCUGCUGUGGGGUCUUUUUACACGGAAAGUAAGUCAGCGAAAUGCAUUUGAAUGUUUCUUUCAUAAACUUACCUCAAAAAACUAGUAAUAGCCUCUGUUUCAUCUGUGCUAUGGAAGUUUAUUGAUAUUCAUGAGUACAGAUUUCAACUAUAAUGGUUUAUGCUACUUGAAGUGGUGACUACUGACUACAAUUACCAAGUUCAAAUCCUAUUUGAUUUAUUGGGAAUUGACUUUAACAUUUUUGUGACGACAAAUACUUUGUUAGCGAAAUUCACCUGCUGACGAGGUUAUUAUUCAGUGGUAAGAUAUUACCAUCUGACCUUCACACUAAAAUUUCACAUAUAGUUUGUCACUUUCCGUUUUAGGUCUUCAGUUGACUCCUGUAGAAUGUGUAUAUCCUGGAGUAUGUAUUAUCUGAUAGGCUAGUUUUAAAAAGACCUCACUAGUUUGUCUGGUUAAUACUUAAAUCAAGGUAAUAACCAGUGAAGAAGGAUAAUUAAUCUGGAGUUAGUUUCCUUAUUAUGGUGAAAGCCUGAUAACUUCAUCUCUGUGCUAAUGGAGUAUGGCAGCUUGAACCGAUGUACAUGCGUAUAGGUUCUACCUUGUGACUGACUGUCGUGGUGAAAAAAUCGUGCGUACUUGUUUUAUUUGGAGGAGGGUUAGUGAGCUUAUGAAUAUAUAAAUAAGUUUAUGGAUAGGAAAAUCCAGUGUUUAAGGGCAUUUAAACAGCUACUGAACUGUGGCAAUAUUUUAAGACAAGUUCGAAUCAAACAAUUUCGAGUAAGGUCUAGGCGUUUUGCAAUCUUUCGUGCUGAUGAUUGUUAUCCGAUCAUUUCGUCUCUAAUUAUGAACUCUAAGUAGUACAUUCUGUUGCAACAGUAUGUUUGAAUUUAUUUUACUGUUUGUGAUGUGUUCGUUUAUCUGCUCUUUUAGCUUCUCUAUUGUUCUUGUUCGAGCCUACGGAUAUCUUUGUCGACUUGAUAUUUUUAUAUUCAUGUGGAAGACUCAAAUAUAAUCUCUGAUGCAUUUAGAAUGACUUGUUUUAGUCUGUAUAGCGUAAUUGUUUUGUUGUAGUGAUAAAUGAACGCAUCAAUACACCAGCAAGUUUCAAAGAAUGAACAGGUUACUGAAUCUUCCUCUGGUGCUGAUGGUAAUGCCACGGAUACGUCCGUUCAUAAGACAGAAGAUACUGAUUUGUUGAACCGGUCAGCUUUUCGAAGGGAUAGUGGCUCUCGGUCAACUACAAAAAAGGUUAAAAUUGUUGACCCGAAGCAAAAUGUGGAGGCUGACUCGGAUGAUGAAGAUUUAUUACCACAACCAAGUAUUGCUGGGGUCCCUGUCAUCGGGGAAUCAGUUGGUGCUGUUAAUUGCGGUCAGUCAAAUGACCAACAAGCUUCCGCAACUUCCGCUGACCGCAAGAAAACAAAGGAAGAACGGAAAAAGGAACGUGAAAAGAAAAAAGAGGAGGAAAUGCUGAAAAAAUAUCAAGCGGAACAAGAAGCCAAACAAAAAGUAUCAGCGAAAUCGAAAUGUAGUCGCUGGAUAAAACACAAUCUCAAGAUUGGUGAGGGUGGGUAUAAAUUCGUUUACCGUGGAUAUGAUAGCGUUGAAGCUAGAAAUGUUGCAUGGUGCGAAUUUAAACGUGAGCAUGUUGAUACCAAAGAAAAACGUCAAGCAAUGUUCAGGGAGACGGAGAUUAUGUUGAAGAUGAAUCAUCCACACAUUGUCAGAUGUUUUGAUGUUUUCAGAGAGUGGAUUGAUAUGGAAGAUCCGAACAAUCAAAUUGAAGAAAAAGGAGUCGUAAUUAUCCAAGAACUGAUGGGCGAAGGGACUUUAAAAAGCGUAAUCAGAAAGAAUUUCCUAGAUGGCCAGUGCAUCCUUAAAUUUCCUCUUAUUACACGCUGGUGGCAUCAAAUUCUCGAUGCCUUGCGUUAUAUGCACCAUAAAAUCCAACCUCCUAUUCUCCACAGAGAUUUAAAAGCUGACAACUGCUUUUUGUACGGUGCAUCAGAUGAAGAAUAUUUAAAUGUUAAGGUUGGAGAUUUUGGUUUGGCAACUCAUGUGAGUAACAGUGGAAGGAAAACUAUGCUGGGCACAUUGGGUUUUAUGGCGCCAGAGAUUUUUGAUGAAAAAUAUGACGAAAAAGUCGACAUUUAUGCUUUUGGCAUGUUAAUGUUAGAAGUGAUGACAAAUCGUACACCUUAUGAUGAGUGUGAAACAGUUUUACAAGUAGCAGCUAAAACAAUGUCUGGACAGGGUCCGGACAUAAUGCAAAUGGUAUCAAAUCCAUCUCUUCGUGAAGUAAUCAGUGCAUGUAUUCAACCUUUGACAUGUUUUCGUCCUACUGCUGAUGAGUUGUAUUUCCAUCCAUUAUUUCAACCAAAAACAUUACCUGUGGAAGUGGAACCGAAUUAUGACAAUGCUACUGAUCGUGCAGAGGUCCUGGAUCGUUUUGUUCGUUCUCUUGGUAAUCCAGAAACACGUAACCCAAAUUUCAACUUGCGAUUAAGAUUUCGUGAUAAAAAGAUGUUACAAGAGUUGGGAUUAGAUGAUGGGGAAUCUUUAGAAUUCGAUCUUGAUAUUUAUAAAGCUGAAGAUCAAGAUAUUCCAGAUCUGAUUCAUAAUUUGAGACUUGGAUAUGAAGAUAAACUGUGGCGUGUGUUUGAAAAUCCAAAGCAACCUGAUAAAAAGGUUGUUUCUAGUCAUUUAGACAAACUUUUCAGUAGUAUAAGAUUACAAAUGCAAUUUCUGGUCAAAGUUUUGUUAGGUAAACGUUGGAAAGCCAUUCUAGAUUCACUUGUUCAAGAUCAACCUGUACGUAAAAAACAAGAGGGUGCUUCCACUAUUGAUGAAGAUGAUGAAAGUGAUACAGAUGCAUAUGAUACAAGUAGCUUCACUAUCAUUGGGAAGUAUAAGAGCAAAUGGAACAGAGCUAAGAAGUUAUUAGAGAAAGAAAUACAAGCUUAUAGAAAUUCUACUAUUACUGUUUCUUCUGCUAGUUCUUCAAAUGUUAUAUGCAGUGCGGUUAAUACAAUUGCACCUACAUUAACUUCUUCAGUUACUUCUACCACUCCAAUGCUUACUGUAGUUGUGUCUCAAUCGAAUAUGGAUACGAUGCACAAUCCUGUCAGUGCAAGUGGUGUUGGAACUCCUGGACAGGUAUCUAUAGUCCUUCCUAGCAAAACCAUAUCAGAACCAAUUGAUAGCUAUUACUCAAAUCCUUAUGGUUCACAUCAAGUUUCUUCCACAGGUCCUGGUUUAACAUCUAUUGGUAAAUUUACUGUUACGGUUCCACCAAGUGCUACAGCUGCUCCAGCUACUCCUAAUGUUCUUCCUUCUUUGUCUGUCAAUGGACCAGGACCAACUCCAACUCCAACACCCAUUCCUCCUCAACAAAGUGUUGUAAUUCAGAAGUCUUCGGAAGUUCCUAUAUCUUCAUGUUCAAAUAGUUCAACUACACUGUAUGCAGCACCUGUUUCUUUGCAAACCGAUGUAAACUUAUGUGCUCGUCGCCCGAUUUCUGACCAAAAGAGUACAAUUAUUACGCCAAACAUAUCUUCACAAGUGUCCACUGCUCCACUAGCUGGUGGCUCAUCUUCACAACAACCAUUGAAUCAAAAGCCUCCGCUACCAUUUCAAUCACACCAAUCUAUUCCAUCUAUAAGCACUUCUCAAACUCAAUCGUCCGGUUUUGUUCCACCUCAAUCACCACUGUUAAAAUCCGAUAUGGAUUCUACUCAUUUAAAUAAUUUAGAUACUAUAGCUCGUUCUGCAAUGAUACUACAACAAGUACUUCAAGGGAUCACAUCAAAUUCUAUAGCCAAUCCACCUGUUUCCACAACUGAGUCUUUCUUGAAUUCCCAAGCCGAAGGAGCCAAUCAAAAUCAUCCAGUCAGUUCAGUUUUUGCACCUCCUGUUUUAAGUGAUCAUCAAUCAGUGAUACAACAAUCACAACAUCCUACUUCUAUAAAGAAUCAAUUCCAAUCUCACGUUGGGACAUUGAACGUGAACGAUAUUGGUACAAGUUUACAAACAGUAACGUCCGGUUUAGGAGGUAUUCAACAUAGUAACUCUGCUCUUCAAAAUGAGAAUUUUGUUCAGCCAGAAUCUGAUCCUCCUCAAAAGACUGAUCAAUCUUCUCUACUGUUUAAUUCGGAGCAUGCCUCAUUGAUUAACCAACUUACUGAAGUUAUUAACAAUGCUACUGCUCAAAGAUUAUUAUUAAGUGGAAAUAAUUAUAUAUCUUCUAUGAAUGCUUUGUACAACGAUGCUCAACAGUCUCAACAGCCAAUCUUAAAUAAUCAAGUAGCACUGUCGAACUAUCUAUCGAGACAAAGUUCAACACAACAACAGCAAAAUCAGUUGGAAAAUGUAACGUCUGUAGUUAAACCGACUGAGCGUAGAACAAGAAAAAAAUCGAAAUCGAAACCACGGUAUAUUUUACGCGUUACUAAAAUUGAACGAGAUUCUGAAAACUGUGAACCUGGUAACUUUAGACCAACAUUCUACUUAGAAAUGCCAGAUAUCAAUAAUCCAAAUAAUGAAUUAUGGAAGAUAACUUUUCGUUGUAAUUUAUCCGAUACACUGGAAGACAUAAAGUUGUUUCAAGGAUCUGACUAUACUCCUGUUAACAAGGAUAUUGAUCGCGCCGCUAAAGAAGGAGUUAUGAAAUUACUGGAAGCUCUACGUAAUGAUGUCCAUUCUGUAAAGUUGAACCAAGAUUAUAUUUUCUAUCCUCAACCAUCUAAUGUGGGAUUUGAUCAAAUAAAUCGUCUACCCACUAACCUGUCGAGUGCACCAUUCCUUCAAUCUAGUAUACCUACCAACUGUAAUUCCACUAAUCAAUUUAGUAACAGUGGGUUUCAGAAUCCGGGUACUUGUUUACCUUGUAUAUCAACAAUACCAUAUGACAAUUCAACGUUGAUUUCUAAUUUCGAAGAAAUUCAACCAUUAGAUUCUAAAGAUCUGGAUGAUGAAGAAGAAUUCAGUGAAAAUUCUAGACCAUUGUCCCCGGUCGAUAAUAUAAACCAACCAAUCAAUUAUCUUUUUCAUCCUGUAGCCAGUAACCCUGAACCAAUCAGCAAUCCUAUAAAUAAUAUAAUCCCUCAAUGUAUGAUGUAUUGCGCUGCUUCAUCUUCUGCUGUUGGGUUACCUACUUCCGACUCAGUUAUUAGCAAUAGCAGGACAAAGGGUGGUCUUGGCCAAAUUCCUGGGAAUGUUCCUGCACCUGAUAUUUCAAACAGUAAUUUCGUCACACAAUCAUUGUUGCCAAUGAACUUAAACUAUAUAAAUGAUAUUUUGUCUCUGCCUGUCGGUCGUUUAGAAAAUGGAGGCGUCAACCUUUUUAAUUGCCAAGCUGGUUUAGAAGAAGUACCCCCUCUCGUUCCACGCCUUUCUGAGCAACCAGGUGCUACGCUUGUUGGAAUUUCAAGAUCAACAUCUUGCAAUGAGUCCACAACUCGUGAUCCAGUUAUCAUUUCUCAAUCGGACAAUGUAGCUUACCAGUCAUAUAGUACUCAUCCUUUACAUAAUAUGACAAAUUUAAAUCAUAUCUCUACUUGUAAUCAGGGUGGGAUUGGCUAUAAUUCUUCAGUUUCUUUCGCUCCAGAGGAAUUGGUAAAUGUUACUGUCACUAUUCCUGCCUAUCUGGAAACUACUUUGAAGAAUUUGGUUUCUAACUUAUGCUCAAACCCUUCUCAUGCUUGCGUCUUGAUACCGACCGUAGAAUCUAAUGAAAUAUCGUCUUUUUAUCGUUGCUCUGGUGUGCGAGUCGUUGAUAUACCCGAUGGACACAUGUUUGUUGGUAUUCCUGGAAAUCGACACAUACCCUCUGGCACCUGUUUACACAGCACAUUUCUGGCAACUGUCGAGGGGAACUCUGAAAAACUUUUUGUUCUCGCAUCUGGUGCUAAUUCUGAUGGUAGUUUUUCGGGACCUCAUAUUUACAGGAUUCCAAAAGACUCAGCUCUAGUUCUAACUCACACAGGAAAUAUUCAGUUGUUAGACAAAGCUGCUCUUGUUGUUCCGGUUCGUUCAAUGGAGCAUUCUCAUUCUAUCAGUCCACCUAACUCUCCUGUUCACGAAUCGGGAACAAAUCCUGUCGUGUCGUCCGUGUAUGUCCGAAAGUUACCUAUACCUUCAGACGUUGAUGCACUAAGCUUUGAUGAUGUUCUUGCCCUUUUAAUGGCACUGCGUGAUGCACCACAUGGUGCUAUGCAAUCACAUCACUUAAAUAUGAUUGGUACAAAUACUGAUGGAGAAAAUGUCGCUAUAGGACCAAACGCUUUACCAUUUGAUAAUAACUUAGGACCUGAAUCUUUAAGCCGCCGGUCAUCUGCUGCUACGACUGUACUCCCUGCAUCACCUAAUUACUACUCGGCACAAAUACAAGCUGUCCCUGCAUCUUGUAUGAAUCCUAACCAGUCGUCAUUAACCGUAAAGAAUCAGCAACAAGUGCAAAGCUCACUUCAGUCUGAGUUAAAUACAACAUCCCAGUUUUCAAUCCCUAUUUCUAUUGGUCAACAACCAACCAAUCAAUUGACAGGCACAGUUAAUUCACGGCUUUCUCUACCUGAUCAAAUUCAAUCACUUAUUCAGUCUGUGAACCAACAAUUUUCUCUACAAUCACUUCCGUAUUCUGCUGUAAAAAGUGGUACUACACAUAUAAAUCAACCAAAUUUGUCAACAGAUAAUAUGCAACCAGUUCAGUCUAUCGUUGCUCAAAACCAAUUAUCUUUACCGCUCAAAAAUAUGUUUUCACAACAACAGUUAUUACAGGAUCAAAUAUUAGUAAACAACCAAACUCAAGGCAAUCCAUCCUGUUUACCGAGUUUACAGUCACAAAAUCAGCAGCAACAACCACAACAACAACAACAGUCCACCGUAUUUCCACAGUCACAUACACAGGCUCAGUCAAAUUCUAGUCAAUCAAAAGAUUCACAACAUCAAACAGCUGUGCAACCAAAUACACAACAACUCUUACAAUUAUUAUCAGCUCUUAAUACUCUACAAAAUUUAGACCAGGUACCUCAGUUGCUUUCGAAUCUUCUAAAGACUUCGAGUCAGUUCGUUAAUCCGGGACUUAAAUCCGCAGGUUCGGGAGCUGUUGGCACGGCUCCAAGUGUUGGUGUAGUUCGACAUUCUAGACAAGUUUCUCCUCCAGUAUCAACACAACCUGUAACUCUUUCUUCAACUCAAUCUCAAACAAAUCAUAUUCCCCAACGGUUUAAUAGUGUUGCAUAUCCCUCUGUAUCUAAUGCAGGAGUAUGUGCAGCCAGUGUGAACUCUUUGCCUGAUUUAUUGGGUCGUUUACUAUCAUCUGCGGCUGCCAACUCCGAAUGGCUUAGUGUCAGUGAUGUUCAUAAACAUCAAGGUAUUCAAAUACAUCCCUCGUUUGCGCAAAGUAAUCUCUCAUCAUGUGGAUCCACUCUGGAAAAUCAAGAGAGUUUGAAUAUUCAAUCUGCAGUAAAAACAUCGACAGUUCAAGGUGGUGGAAUUCUCACAUCUCAAUCAUCACAGCCUAAUCAACAGCAGCAACAGUUAAUCCAAAUACCAACACAUCAGCAGUCAACUCAAAUGCAGUCUCAGUUACAACACUCUCAGUUAGUAAGUUCACAACAAUCUUCUCAAAUGCAACCACAUGUCUUACAGCAAUCUCAUGCAACAAUACCAUCUACACAGACUCAUUGUCAGCAGCAACCGCCUCAAAUGUCCGGACAAAUUCAACAACUAACUCAGCUGCAGCCAACGCCACAGCCGGCCCAAAUACAACAACAACAAACGUCUCAAAUAUUAUCUCAGAUACCAUCACUUCAGGUACAACAACAAACACCGGUUAACCCUCAAAUACAAACACAUCAAAUACACCAACAACAAGCAUCUCAGAUUCCAUUGCAACAACAAGGUACACAGUCUCAGACACUACAAGCAUCACAACAACAACAAUCCUCUAAUCAACCUCAUAUCACACAACCUAUUGCUGGGCAGCAACAGUUUCAGUAUAAUUCACAGCAGUGGCAACAACCACAACAUCCAUUAAAUGUCAUGCCAAAAUUAUCUUCUCCUUUGCCAAUCAAAGACAGAAAUCAACAACAAUUAUCUUUAUCUACUGCUCAUUCAUACCUGAAUCAAAUUUUACCCGAGUUGGCAAAUGCUAUACGCUUAGUCCAACAAACUCCUGAUAAUAAUAGUGUUGGUUUUCUCCCUUUAGAUGUUCAGAAUAAAUUACUCACUCUUCUACAACAACAACAGGUUCAAAACCAACCUCCUCACCUAUCAGCUCAAGAAUUACCGUUCAAUUUCACAGGGACAAAUACCACAUUUCCUACUUGUGUAACCGUAAAUAAUAGUACUAAUCAAGUUUUAAAUGUCCACCCUUCAUCGAGCAGUUCGAAACUGCCUAUUCCUUCUAAUUCGAAUUUCGCUUCUUUAAAUCGGUUUAUUGUCACAGCUUCUAAUAUAUCAACAUCUAAUCCGAUAUGUACUGCUAUAACCUCCAGUUCAACACAUGACUAUGUAGCAUUACCUGUUGAUGUGACUAAAGAUAUUAACAAUGUUGAAUAUCCCCUUACUAGUCUACCAACUGAACAGCCAAGCAUCUCUUCAACAAGGCCUGUGAAUGCAUCAGGAACAACCGUUGCUAACAAGUUUACAGUGGCUCCUGCAAAUCUGGAAGAUGAUGAUACAGGUGCUUCGACGAUCCCUCAAAUAUCUGGACCCAAUCAACUGCAUCAAGCUCCGCCUCCAAGACCGCCUAGACAACAACGUGCCUAUGCUGCUUCAGUAGUUGGAGUACACGUAACAAAUGAUUCACCAGGGCAUGCAUCGAUGGCGGUUAGUGGGACAAAUGUCAGUCUGAUACCCAAUAUGAAUCAAGCUAUGCCUAGUAAUGGAACAGUUACAAAUGUCAAUGUAGGACUUAAUAUGAAUCAGCCUCCGCCUAUCGGAUCAGCGACAAAUGUCAAAUCAACUUCCAAUGUUCCAUCAGCAAACAAGAUUGAGAAUAUACCCUUACAAACUGGCCCAUCAACUGUAACUUUUCCAACUACUACAUUAACCGUUACGCUACCUCGAACUCAGAACCUUCCUCCUCAUCAACCUAAGUCAUCUGUUCCGAAUAUAACAAAUGCCAUUCCGUCAAAUGUAGUUCAUUUAUCUACUUCUGUAAUUCCUGCCUCUAAUAUAACUAAUCCAAUUCAAUCUGGAUCUCAAAUUUCAACUACAAAGUGA
This is a messenger RNA of Schistosoma margrebowiei, 13778 nucleotides long. NCBI's taxonomy places the organism in Eukaryota, Metazoa, Platyhelminthes, Trematoda, Strigeidida, Schistosomatidae. The record is from the annotation of a GenBank genome assembly.